Molecule: messenger RNA, 4221 nt
Organism: Knipowitschia caucasica
Lineage: Eukaryota; Metazoa; Chordata; Actinopteri; Gobiiformes; Gobiidae
Source: the annotation of a GenBank genome assembly
AUGUUCCAGCUGCAGGCGGUCCCCAAUAGGGGUAAUCAUAACAAAGACGUUACAGACGUUACAGACGUUACAGACGUUACAGACGUUACAGACAGUACAGACGUUACAGACGUUACAGACGUUACAGACGUUACUGACGUUACAGACGUUACAGACGUUACUGACGUUACAGACGUUACAGACAGUACAGACGUUACAGACGUUAAAGACGUUACAGACGUUACAGACGUUACUGACGUUACAGACGUUACAGACAGUACAGACGGUACAGACGUUACAGACGUUACAGACGUUACAGACAGUACAGACGUUACAGACGUUACUGACGUUACAGACGUUACAGACGUUACAGACAGUACAGACGUUACAGACGUUACAGACAGUACAGACGUUACAGACGUUACAGACGUUACAGACGUUACAGACGUUACUGACGUUACAGACAGUACAGACGGUACAGACGUUACAGACAGUACAGACGUUACAGACGUUACUGACGUUACAGACGUUACAGACGUUACUGACGUUACAGACGGUACAGACGUUACUGACGUUACAGACGGUACAGACGUUACAGACAGUACAGACGUUACAGACGGUACAGACGUUACAGACGGUACAGACGGUACAGACGUUACAGACAGUACAGACGUUACAGACGUUACUGACGUUACAGACGGUACAGACGUUACUGACGUUACAGACGUUACAGACGUUACUGACGUUACAGACAGUACAGACGUUACAGACGUUACAGACGUUACAGACGUUACAGACGGUACAGACGUUACAGACAGUACAGACGUUACAGACGUUACUGACGUUACAGACGUUACAGACGUUACAGACGUUACAGACGUUACAGACGUUACAGACGUUACAGACGUUACAGACGUUACUGACGUUACAGACGUUACAGAUGGUACAGACGUUACAGACGUUACAGACGUUACAGACAGUACAGACGUUACAGACGUUACUGACGUUACAGACGUUACAGACGUUACAGAUGGUACAGACGUUACAGACGUUACAGACGUUACAGACGGUACAGACGGUACAGACGUUACAGACAGUACAGACGUUACAGACGGUACAGACCGUACAGACGUUACAGACGUUACAGACAGUACAGACGUUACAGACGUUACAGACGUUACUGACGUUACAGACGUUACAGACAGUACAGACGUUACAGACGGUACAGACGUUACUGACGUUACAGACGUUACAGACGUUACAGACGUUACAGACGUUACAGACGUUACAGACGGUACAGACGUUACUGACGUUACAGACGUUACAGACGUUACAGACGUUACAGACGUUACAGACGCUACAGACGCUACAGACGUUACAGACGUUACAGACGUUACAGACGUUACAGACGUUACAGACAGUACAGACGUUACAGACGGUACAGACGUUACAGACGUUACUGACGUUACAGACGUUACAGACGUUACAGACGUUACAGACGUUACAGACGUUACAGACGUUACAGAUGGUACAGACGUUACAGACGUUACAGACGUUACAGACAGUACAGACGUUACAGACGUUACAGACGUUACAGACGUUACAGACGUUACUGACGUUACAGACGUUACAGACGUUACAGACGGUACAGAAGUUACAGACGUUACAGACGUUACAGACGGUACAGACGUUACAGACAGUACAGACGUUACAGACGGUACAGACCGUACAGACGUUACAGACGUUACAGACGUUACAGACGUUACAGACAGUACAGACGUUACAGACGGUACAGACGUUACAAACGUUACAGACGUUACAGACGUUACAGACGUUACAGACAGUACAGACGUUACAGACGUUACAGACGUUACAGACGUUACAGACGUUACAGACGUUACAGACAGUACAGACGUUACAGACGGUACAGACGGUACAGACGUUACAGACAGUACAGACGUUACAGACGUUACUGACGUUACAGACGGUACAGACGUUACUGACGUUACAGACGUUACAGACGUUACUGACGUUACAGACAGUACAGACGUUACAGACGUUACAGACGUUACAGACGUUACAGACGGUACAGACGUUACAGACAGUACAGACGUUACAGACGUUACAGACGUUACAGACGUUACAGACGUUACAGACGUUACAGACGUUACUGACGUUACAGACGUUACAGAUGGUACAGACGUUACAGACGUUACAGACGUUACAGACAGUACAGACGUUACAGACGUUACUGACGUUACAGACGUUACAGACGUUACAGAUGGUACAGACGUUACAGACGUUACAGACGUUACAGACAGUACAGACGUUACAGACGUUACUGACGUUACAGACGUUACAGAUGGUACAGACGUUACAGACGUUACAGACGUUACAGACGUUACAGACAGUACAGACGUUACAGACGUUACUGACGUUACAGACGUUACAGACGUUACAGAUGGUACAGACGUUACAGACGUUACAGACGUUACAGACAGUACAGACGUUACAGACGUUACUGACGUUACAGACGUUACAGAUGGUACAGACGUUACAGACGUUACAGACGUUACAGACAGUACAGACGUUACAGACGUUACUGACGUUACAGACGUUACAGACGUUACAGAUGGUACAGACGUUACAGACGGUACAGACGUUACAGACAGUACAGACGUUACAGACGGUACAGACCGUACAGACGUUACAGACGUUACAGACAGUACAGACGUUACAGACGUUACAGACGUUACUGACGUUACAGACGUUACAGACAGUACAGACGUUACAGACGGUACAGACGUUACAGACGUUACUGACGUUACAGACGUUACAGACGUUACAGACGUUACAGACGUUACAGACGGUACAGACGUUACUGACGUUACAGACGUUACAGACGUUACAGACGUUACAGACGUUACAGACGCUACAGACGUUACAGACGUUACAGACGUUACAGACGUUACAGACGUUACAGACAGUACAGACGUUACAGACGGUACAGACGUUACAGACGUUACUGACGUUACAGACGUUACAGACGUUACAGACGUUACAGACGUUACAGACGUUACAGACGUUACAGAUGACGUUACAGACGUUACAGACGGUACAGACGUUACAGACGUUACAGACGUUACAGACGGUACAGACGUUACAGACAGUACAGACGUUACAGACGGUACAGACCGUACAGACGUUACAGACGUUACAGACGUUACAGACGUUACAGACGUUACAGACAGUACAGACGUUACAGACGGUACAGACGUUACAGACGGUACAGACGUUACAAACGUUACAGACGUUACAGACGUUACAGACGUUACAGACAGUACAGACGUUACAGACGUUACAGACGUUACAGACGUUACAGACGUUACAGACGUUACAGACAGUACAGACGUUACAGACGGUACAGACGUUACAGACGUUACAGACGUUACAGACGGUACAGACGUUACAGACGGUACAGACGUUACAGACGGUACAGACGUUACAGACGUUACAGACGUUACUGACGUUACAGACGUUACAGACGGUACAGACGUUACAGACGUUACAGACGUUACUGACGUUACAGACGUUACAGACGUUACAGACGUUACAGACGUUACAGACGGUACAGACGUUACAGACAGUACAGACGUUACAGACGUUACUGACGUUACAGACGUUACAGACGUUACAGACAGUACAGACGUUACAGACAGUACAGACGUUACAGACAGUACAGACGUUACAGACGUUACAGACGUUACAGACGUUACAGACGGUACAGACGUUACAGACGUUACAGACGUUACAGACGGUACAGACGUUACAGACGUUACAGACGUUACAGACGUUACAGACAGUACAGACGUUACAGACGGUACAGACGUUACAGACGGUACAGACGUUACAGACGUUACAGAAGUUACAGACGUUACAGACGUUACAGACAGUACAGACGUUACAGACGUUACAGACGUUACAGACGUUACAGACGGUACAGACGUUACAGACGUUACAGACGUUACAGACGGUACAGACGUUACAGACGUUACAGACGUUACAGACGUUACAGACAGUACAGACGUUACAGACGGUACAGACGUUACAGACGGUACAGACGUUACAGACGUUACAGACGUUACAGACGUUACAGACGUUACAGAAGUUACAGACAGUACAGACGCUACAGACGUUACAGACGUUACAGACGGCUCGUUGACACCAGCUGCGGCUCGUUGA